Messenger RNA from Gastrolobium bilobum, 1235 nucleotides. RefSeq lists its product as uncharacterized. The transcript is spliced from 5 exons. The record is from RefSeq and is a predicted model, not a curated record. The coding region runs from base 152 to 997 and encodes 281 amino acids. NCBI's taxonomy places the organism in Eukaryota, Viridiplantae, Streptophyta, Magnoliopsida, Fabales, Fabaceae.
GACACAGAUGAGAGAGAAAAAAAAAAAAAAAAACACAAAAUCCCCCCACAUUCACAAACCUAACUCUGCUUCUCUUCUUCUUCUCUCUUCUCUUCAAAGUAGAAAAUAGAAACCCAAUUGCAACCAAUUUGAUUUGAUUUGAUUUGAUUAGAUGGAUUCGCUUCCUUCUGUGUCGCCCUCCAUGGUUCUACCUGCAAGCAACCCUUUCCACCCUCAAACUCGACGACUUCCUCUCUUUUCUCAUCGUCCCCGUCUUCUUACCACCCUCGUCUCUUCAACAAGAAGGAAGCACGUUUCCUGCAACUCGGGCGGCGCCGCCGCCGCAGCAGCAGGAGACGACGAAGUCGACAGGGCGCUUCACUUGGACGGCACCAUUCCCGGAACCUCCAACGAGUUCGUCAAACGCGUUUCCUCUCGCGCUUACGACAUGCGCAGACAUCUCCAUCAAUCCUUCGAUUCCAGCAGCUACGAUGAGUUCAUUUUAGGGACAAGGUUGGUUUUUAAUUUGUUAUUUUUCUUUUCGUCAGUUUUGGAUGCCAACCCUUGGAGAGAAGAUUCGAAGCCUGUGUAUGUGCUCACCCAAAAGGAAAAUCAAUUGUGCACAAUGAAAACCCGGAGAAGUAUAAGUGAAGUUGAAAGAGAGCUUGGGUUAUUGUUUUCUAAAGGAGGAAACUGGAGAUCUGGAAUUGGAAAUCAGACCAAACAAGCAAGGGGAGGGACAAAGUUUCCAAUGCUUGUUGAAGAUAUUAGAGAGGGAGUGCUUGUAUUUGAAGAUGAAAAUGAAGCGGUAAAGUAUUGUGACUUGCUACAAGGAGGUGGUCAAGGCUGUGAGGGUGUUGCUGAGAUAGAAGCCUCAUCGAUAUUUGAUCUUUGCCGGAAAAUGAGGGCUCUUGCAGUUCUAUUCCGCAGAGGGAGGACACCUCCUCUACCUGAAAGUCUUAAGCUCAAUCUGCGAGCUCGAAAACGGUCCCUAGAAGACCAAGACGAUUUGAUAUGAAUUUCAAAUUCCCUUGUGAUGGGAGGAAAGCAAUUGUAUACUAAUAUGCUUAGCCCCCUAAAGGAACAAAAAUAUGUAUAAUGAUUAGAAAUUCAUUCAUCAGUAUAAUUGAAAAGAAUAUAACAUGUAUCCAAAAAAACAAAAACAAAAACAAAAACAUAGCGUGUAUAUAUAUGGCUGCUCAAUGCUAAUGUUCAAAUUUUCGGCUUUUCAUUGAGAAUUUGAAACAACCUAUGGA